AUGGCAUCCAAGAAAUCAGCGCAAGACCUCCUCGCAGGCUUCGAUGACCUACCAGACGAUACAAACGCAACACCAACCACAACCGACACUCCCAACAACGCGAAAAGCGCAACAACCACAGGCGGUGAUGACGAUGAAGCCAACAUCAAUGAAUUCCUAGCAGAGUUCUCACGCGAUCGACCAAGUCGGCCUCAUACACCUCGUACGAAUCAAGCGAUACGAUCGUCUGCGGCUGUAUCUGCCUCUGUGUCCAAAAAGGCGAGUCCACGGUCAUCGAGUGAUGCAGUUACAGCGCCUACUGCAGGCAAUUCUGGAUUAUCUGGUGAAGCGCGUACUGCUAGUCCUGCGACAUCAAUAACUGAAACGAAAUCAAAAGGUGAUGAAGCGCCCACGACGGCCGCAUCGUCUUGGGGAAGUUGGGGUGGGUCGCUUUGGAAUACGGCUUCUGCACUCGCUGCACAAACCAAGCAUGAGGCAGAGAAACGACUAGCAGAGUUACAACAGAGUGAAGAGGCGCAGAAAUUACAAGCACGUCUACGGGCUGUUGAUUUAGCGAAAAUUGCAGCAGAAGCAAGGACGUUAGGUCAAGGUGUGUUGGAUGCGGUUGCGCCGCCUAUUGCGGGUGCAGAGGUCUUGAUUGUGCAUGUUACGCAUGACUUACAAGGUGUACGUGUCAAGAAGGGUGUUGAGGAGGCUUUUGAGCGCGUGAUGGAGCAAGUGGAGGGUGGGCACUUGACAGUGCUCGCCAAGGACUUUGCUGGUGAUCUUGCACUAGAGCUGACACAGGGCGGUUUGAAGGAUGCCAGGAAGCUAUGUGAAGCGACUGUUGAAGAUCUCAUGCGCGAUACAGCAGAUGCUGGAGCAAUAAAGGCAGAAGAGAAGGGUGAGGCGGAAGCAAAUGCUGUACCGACUGCAUCUCACAUCUACCUCGCCAUUCAAGCCUACACAACAGAAGAUGGCGCUGAAGAAGGUGCGUCAGUUGUGCAGAUGCUCUUGACUCUGACAGACCCGGCCAACAAGAUCAAAUUUGCAGCCUUGUCGCAAGCAGUACCGCAAUCUUGGCUCCAACUCGCACAAGUCGAACUUGAAGCUGAGACGCAACCUGUCGAGUGGGUAGCAGAUCUAUUGACGCAGAGUUUGACGCUUGCAACGGGUGUGUUGGCACAGCGAUAUGUUGCGAGGCGUAUGGGCAUUGAUGAGUCCAAGACAGCGCCUGGAACACCAAAGCCGGGACAGUCAUCACCACCCAAGGCCAAGUUGGCCUCUAAGCAAGCUGCUGAAGCAGGUUCAGCAAGUCUUGGCCUAUAA
Messenger RNA from Protomyces lactucae-debilis, 1308 nucleotides. RefSeq names its product maintenance of telomere capping protein 1. The coding region runs from base 1 to 1308 and encodes 435 amino acids. Lineage: Eukaryota; Fungi; Ascomycota; Taphrinomycetes; Taphrinales; Protomycetaceae. The transcript has a single exon. The record is from RefSeq and is a predicted model, not a curated record.